Molecule: messenger RNA, 1563 nt
Organism: Bufo bufo (common toad)
Lineage: Eukaryota; Metazoa; Chordata; Amphibia; Anura; Bufonidae
Gene: RBM48
Product: RNA binding motif protein 48
Exons: 6
Coding region: 359-1378 (339 amino acids)
Cellular component (GO): nucleoplasm
Molecular function (GO): nucleic acid binding
Source: RefSeq, a predicted model, not a curated record
UAUUUUUAAUAAGGGAAUGAGACAAAAUAUCGCCUUGUCGUGAAAUACUACUUUAUUUAAAUCAGUUACAACGAAAACUGGCUCCCCCCGCGAUGUUCUGAAUGGUGGUUCCUUCCUGUCCAAUCAAAUUCGUAGUUCCUAUAUCCGGGUUCCUAGAGAGUGACUCGCAUGUGACAGGAGAUGUCCCCGCCUCCAAACACCACGGCGGCCAUCUUUCCGAAGGCUGAUAGUUUUACCACCUAAGCAAAUUAGCUUCGGUAAAAUGGUUCCUCGCAGACGCCACAGCGAUGCUGUCCUAUGUGCCGGUAGUCGGAUGUAGUAGUAGUAGGGAAAACGGCCUCGAGUCGUCUGAAAAGCGAUGGAUCCUCGUUCUCAACUAGAGGUGCAUCCACACCACGAGCAGCGGAAGAUCUGCGCCUCACGGGCCAAGUACCGCGAUGGACGGAAGCCGAGAGCAGUCAAAGUUUACACCAUUAAUCUGGAGUCUCGGUACUUGCUGGUGCAGGGGGUCCCGGCCAUCGGGGUUAUGAAGGAACUGAUUGAGCAUUUUGCUCUCUAUGGAGCAAUAGAAGAAUACAAUCCCCUGGAUGAGUACCCGGCCGAGCAGUUCACAGAGGUCUAUCUCAUCAAAUUCCAGAGGGUGCAGAGCGCACGAGUCGCAAAACGGAAAUUAGAUGAAUGCAGUUUCUUCGGAGGUGUCCUUCAUGUUUGCUAUGCCCCAGAGUUCGAGAGCGUACAAGAGACCAGAGAAAAACUUCAAGACAGAAGGCGGUAUGUGGCGCGAGCAACGGCUGAUAGAGACGGUCAAAGUGCAGAACGGAGAAAGGUCGUGCCUGAGAAGUCCCAUUUAUUGUCUGCAUCUGUGGAAUCGAGCUCUGCGGGCACUUCCACAUGGGGCCCCUCUCCGCAGCCUGAUGACUUUUCACCCAUGCUGCCGUCCAUGCCCCCUGAACCUUACCAGGAAUACAGAUCGACUUCUCCCUCAAGCUCUUAUUCCAGAAACCUGCCUUCCGGGGGCAGUGUGCACCCCCCACCCUGCAGCGGACCAGAGAGAACAGGCAGUCCAGCGCACAACAUUUUGAGGAGUAACCCGACCAGGUUUAUGCCAAGGACUACGCAGCUGCAAGAGAGACAAAAGAGACGGGAGGCAAGCCUGGCACUUUCACUAUCUCUAGCCGACUCUCCAGAGGUUGUAAUAGGACCAAAAUUGCCUGAACUGCCAAAAUUAGACCUGGAGGAUGAUUCUCUGAACACAUCUGCUAAAUUAAUAAGAGGAAAACUAAACCAGGUUUCUAAAUUCUCUCCACUAACCGCACCAGAGGACAAGUCUGUGGACACUCAAUCUGCACCUCCAGUAAAACAGAGAAGAAGAAUAUGACCCUUGGAGGGGAGAACGUGGGGGAAAAAAACUUUUGUAUAUUUGAAGUUCCACGGAGAAAUACGGACAAGCCUUCGAUCCACUCGCUCACGCUGAUGUAGCUGUCGUUGUCCUUGUCGAAUCCGCGGAAGACUGGUGAUAGAAGCACAGGGGUUACUAUGCAGAGCGCCACGUGCGUGCCCAUA